GAGAUAUAAAGAACCCUAAAAAUCAGAACUUUGCAAAACCCCCCUCAAAGAGGGCUGCUCUUCCCGUAAACCCCUACAAAAAAUCCUAGCUUUGAAUCCAAUGGCCGAAACCAAGAGCGCCGACGAUCCUGCAUUGCCCGCCAAACGCAAGCCCGACCUCACACCCCAAGACCAGGAGAACCUCCCCCUAAAAUCCCGAAAACUCCAAACCGAAGACGACACUAUCCAACCUAAAGACGAUUCCUUCGUUCCCGAUAAUAAAGAACCCGGAGUCGACGCUGAAGAUGAAGGAGAAGAAGACGACGAUGACUAUGAAGAUGACGACGAUCAUGACGGGGAGGAGAAUGGAAAUGCGGCGGUUGAUCGGAAAGGGAAGGGGAUUCUGGUAGAGGACGCAAAGGAUAGCGACGACGACGAUGAUGAUGAUUCGAGUGAUGGGGGGGACGAAUCAGAGGGUGAGAGUGAUUUAUCAGAUGAUCCAUUGGCUGAGGUUGAUUUGGAUAAUAUUUUGCCGUCGAGGACAAGGCGGCGAGUUGUGCAACCAGGGGUUUACAUUGCGAAAGAUGUCGGAAACAAUGGUGAAGGCGAUGACAGUGAUGACAGUGAUACAUAGUUUUAGGGGGAGAUUGUAUUUCAGCGGUAUUUUUGUGGUUUAAUUUGGAGGUUAGUGGAAUUUUGGUGAUUAGUGUUACUCAUUUCAUGAGUUUAUAUGCUAAUUGUCUGUUGUAACUCAAAUUUUUAAGUAUGCUAGAAUGUCUUAGGUUCAAAAUUCCAGAGCUUUUUAGACUUUUGUUCA
Molecule: messenger RNA, 796 nt
Organism: Theobroma umbraticum
Lineage: Eukaryota; Viridiplantae; Streptophyta; Magnoliopsida; Malvales; Malvaceae
Product: nucleolin
Source: RefSeq, a predicted model, not a curated record